AUGGAUGUGCGAUGCAUCGGUGGUCUUUGCAGAGGUGCAACCAUUGGUGUAGAAUGGCAUGGCACGGCAUGGCAAGCCAAGCCACGGCAUGGCAUGGCACGGCAAGCAAUGGCAUGGUAUGGCAUGGCAAGUCAAGCCAUGGCAUGGUAUGGCACGGCAAGUCAAGCCAUGGCAUGGUAUGGCACGGCAAGUCAAGCCAUGGCAUGGUAUGGCACGGCAAGUCAAGCCAUGGCAUGGUAUGGCACGGCAAGUCAAGCCAUGGCAUGGUAUGGCACGGCAAGUCAAGCCAUGGCAUGGUAUGGCACGGCAAGUCAAGCCACGGCAUGGUAUGGCACGGCAAGUCAAGCCAUGGCAUGGUAUGGCACGGCAAGUCAAGCCAUGGCAUGGUAUGGCACGGCAAGUCAAGCCAUGGCAUGGUAUGGCACGGCAAGUCAAGCCAUGGCAUGGUAUGGCACGGCAAGUCAAGCCAUGGCAUGGUAUGGCACGGCAAGUCAAGCCAUGGCAUGGUAUGGCACGGCAAGUCAAGCCAUGGCAUGGUAUGGCACGGCAAGUCAAGCCAUGGCAUGGUAUGGCACGGCAAGUCAAGCCAUGGCAUGGUAUGGCACGGCAAGUCGAGCCAUGGCAUGGUAUGGCACGGCAAGUCAAGCCAUGGCAUGGUAUGGCACGGCAAGUCAAGCCAUGGCAUGGUAUGGCACGGCAAGUCAAGCCAUGGCAUGGUAUGGCACGGCAAGUCAAGCCAUGGCAUGGUAUGGCACGGCAAGUCAAGCCAUGGCAUGGUAUGGCAUGGACUGGCACGCAGAAGUAGCGCAGCAUCGUGAGGGGCUCCCAGAGGGACAGGCAGCAGCGGAAGACAAAGGGGUGUGCGGACCAGAGAGGGAAGCCGGGCACUGCAAGGAGUGUGGAGAAUAG
Closterium sp. NIES-65 is the source of this 909-nucleotide messenger RNA. The record is from the annotation of a GenBank genome assembly. NCBI's taxonomy places the organism in Eukaryota, Viridiplantae, Streptophyta, Zygnematophyceae, Desmidiales, Closteriaceae.